Messenger RNA from Didymodactylos carnosus, 1116 nucleotides. The record is from the annotation of a GenBank genome assembly. NCBI's taxonomy places the organism in Eukaryota, Metazoa, Rotifera, Eurotatoria, Philodinida, Philodinidae.
AUGUUUAGUCGUCGACAGCUUCGCCGUAGUGUACUGGCUGUUUGUUCGUUAUCCGUAUUGUUCGUUAUUUGUUUAACGGUAUUUCGUGAAAAUAUUUUACCAUCAAAAUCUAUAGCAGCUGAUGAAACAUCAUAUCUGCAAAAAACAACUAAUUUACAUUCGCGUCAUCAUCAUCAUCAUGAUCAAAAUUAUCAACAUACAAAAAAACGAAAUAAAUCACAAUAUUCAGUUUUAAAGCCAAAUAGAAUGUUUAUAGAUAUCGAACGAAAUCGAGCCAAUUUAUUACUAUUACCACCAACAACACAAAUACCACAAUCUGUUGAUCAAGUUAAUAAUCAACUACCAUUAGGUCAACAAGUAGCACAAUCACAAAAUAUUAGUUUAAAAUCAUUCCGUGGUGUAAUACAACGACAUCAACUACACAAUGAGAAUCAAUUAUUAAAAUCAAAUCAUAUCAUUAAUGUUGAUACAUUUGAACAAUAUCAACCUCAUCAUUCUCAAUUGCAGUAUCGACAACGACCCCAAAUAAUACCAUCAUCUGACGAAUAUCAACCACCAUUACCAAAGGUUGAUAUUAUAAAUACAACAAAUUUAGAACGUUUUAUUCAUCUUGAUUUAAAAGGUGCCGCACCUAAAAUCAAUUAUUUCAAACAAUUAUUUCCACUUUUAAAACAGUUAGGUGCUACUGGACUCUUAAUUGAAUAUGAAGACAUGUUUCCAUUUAAAGGAAAAUUAAAAUCGAUUGUACACGGAAAACAUUAUACAGAAACAGAUAUUCAACAAUUAUUAGAAACGGCAAAAGAAAAUAAUUUAAAAGUCAUGCCACUAUUACAAACAUAUGGACAUUUGGAAUAUGUAUUAAAAUUAAAAGAAUUUAUGCAUUUGAGAGAAGAUGUACGAUAUCCUCAAGUUAUAACUCCAUGUUUAAAAGAAUCUUACACUGUUCUGUUUGAUAUGUUAGAUCAAAUGCUCAAUCUUCAUCCCGACAUCGAUUAUUUACAUUUGGGUUGUGAUGAAGUCUAUUAUCGAUUAGUACAUCCAGCAUGUCUGAAAUUAAAUUUUAAAGAUGAAUCUGAUCUUUUCAUAAGAAAUAAAUAUAAUAACAGUUUUUCAUAG